This is a messenger RNA of Drosophila subpulchrella, 1089 nucleotides long. RefSeq lists its product as uncharacterized. NCBI's taxonomy places the organism in Eukaryota, Metazoa, Arthropoda, Insecta, Diptera, Drosophilidae. The record is from RefSeq and is a predicted model, not a curated record. The coding region runs from base 122 to 1018 and encodes 298 amino acids. The transcript has 2 exons.
CACGACUGUUUUAGUCACUUUGAGAAGGGAUUUCGUUGAGACUAGUCGACUUCAUCUUUUUGCUUUCAAAUAUUAUUUUCGUGUGUGUUAAAAAAAAACUACAAAAAAAAAAAAAACGACGAUGAAGGGCGAAAAAGUUUUUGACGAUGAACGUGAGCGUGGAAAGCCGGGCUUGUCGAAGAGUUCCAUGCGAUCGCAGCGCAACGAUGCGGAUCAAAUCGACAAGAAGCUGAGGGAAAUCAAAGACCAAAAGGCUCACUUCAACGAAAUGACGGGUAGCCUGGAAAGUCUCGUAACGCCAGUUAAUUCAAAAACUUUGACAAAAAGUGAAAAGAAGCAAGACAGCCCUGAUAAACAGGCCCUCACCCUAGACGAUCUGCCAUCUGGUUCUGCGGCAAGUAUCAGCCAAUCGGUCGGCCAAUCAGCGGUGGCACAGCCGGAGAAGGAGGUGACAACUGAGGAAAUAAGCAUCGAUCCGGUUGCGAAUAUGUUCGUAAUGCAACCGGAUGGCACUCAUGAGUGCUAUGCCGGGGAAUCGCCGAUUACCCCGAACGAGCAGGUGCCUGGCAUGCGAGAGGUCCGUAUCAACGAUGGGGAACUCAUCAUCUUGACCGGCGGGAACGGCGAGAUCGUGUACCAUCCGGAGGAUACCGUUGCUAUAGACAUUAACGAUUCACGUGUUUUCGUCGUUGACGCACAGGAAAGUGGCGUUUCCUUUGUUCAGGCAACUGAGAGUCAGGAGGAAUUGGACAUCGAUAGUAUUAUAGAGUUUUUGCCGGAGGAACAAGACACUACAACCAUGGAGAUCGAUGGAGGAGUCCAGUCGGCAAGUUGUGCGGAUGUUGCAGAUACGGCUCAAUUGCCAAGUUGUGCAGCAAUUCAAGAAGAUCCAGACCAAGUUAUUCCGGUGGAGUGUGAUGAAACCACUCAGCCCCCAGAAGUUCGUAGUGAAGUGGUUGAGUAUGGAGAGGACGGUCCCAGUCACUUGGAUAAGUCAACGAAGCCUGGGGAAAACUAAUGUGAUGUCUAGAAAUUUUUUCAAUUUCUUAAACUAUAAAGCCACCAAAUAAACGACAUUGUACAAAAUAA